GUGUUCAUGUGUUUUUGUCCAAUUUUCUGCUAGAAAACAAGUCAACAAAUGAUAGAUAUUUUUACACUUCAAAACUGCAAUCAUACUCUAUAUUUCUUCCCAUUUCUUCUUCCUUCAUCCCCAAAUUAAUAGAAAUACAAAUGGGUUUUUCUUUAAUCACUCCAUCAACUUCUUCACUCUCAUAUUUUUCAUCACCCAUAAUCAAAAAACCCAUUUACCCACGUAAAAUCACUACAAAUUCAGGGUUUUCGCGCUCUCGAAUUGUUGCUCUGAGCUCAGCAUCUCCAGAGUGGGUACCAUCUAAUAGUGAAAUUAUUACACCAACUGUUGGAGAAUCCCCCAAUUCGCAAAAUCCUGAAUCCAGUGAUGAUGCAUUAACUAACCCUAAUGGCAAAAAUCUUGUUAAACUUGUUCAAUCAGCUGAAUCUUCUGUUGAAAGGUUUAUAUUUGACUUCCGCUUCUUGGCGCUUCUUGCUAUUGGAGGGUCAUUGGCUGGCUCAGUACUAUGCUUUAUGAAUGGCUGUGUUUAUGUUUAUGAUGCAUAUAAUGUUUAUUGGACUUCCUGUCUCAAAGGAGUUCACACCGGAAAGAUGGUUCUUCGAUUGGUCGAAGCAAUUGAUGUCUAUCUUGCUGGAACAGUUAUGUUGGUAUUUGCUCUAGGUCUAUAUGGAUUAUUCAUCAGUAAUGCCUCUGCCAAUCUGCAUCCUAGUGAUGAUCGAGCCCUAAAUGGUUCGUCCUUGUUUGGAAUGUUCGCUUUGAAGGAGAGGCCUAGAUGGAUGAAAAUUAGCUCCCUGGAUGAACUAAAAACGAAAGUAGGACAUGUUAUAGUGAUGAUUCUCCUAGUAAAGAUGUUUGAGAGGAGCAAGAUGGUGACAAUAGCUACUGGCUAUGAUCUAUUGAGCUAUGCUUGCUGUAUUUUCUUGUCAUCUGCAUCGUUGUAUAUCCUUAACCUUCUGCACAAGACAGACGAAAAUGGUGACCAUGAAUAAGAUAUGAAUUCGAUCAUGAUAAGGCGUAUUUAUAUGCAAACAACUGUUAUUGUUUUAGUGCACAAAACAAUGUAAUAAAACAGCAUUUAUUCUUCUGGACUUUUAGUAAUAAUGAGAGAAUUCAUAACUUA
Amaranthus tricolor (Joseph's coat) is the source of this 1120-nucleotide messenger RNA. RefSeq lists its product as uncharacterized. Bases 141 to 989 code for a protein of 282 amino acids. Lineage: Eukaryota; Viridiplantae; Streptophyta; Magnoliopsida; Caryophyllales; Amaranthaceae. The record is from RefSeq and is a predicted model, not a curated record. The transcript is spliced from 5 exons.